UCGAGUUAGUUGUAUUCUGGGUUUUUGUUUACUUACRAUGUUUCCAUUCGCCUCUAUUUGGUGGAUAAAUAUAAUAACGCCAUGUUUAUUAAUUUUUACGAUUAUUUAUUAUUUUUGUACUUCAAAUUUUAAUAAAUGGGAAAAAAUCAACGUGCCUUAUAUUCGACCAAUUCCAUUGUUCGGUAAUUUCCUUAAUGUAGCCUUUGGAUUGCAACAUCCCAUAGAUUUUUACAGGAMAAUUUACUAUGAGUUGGCUGGCUACAAAUACGGUGGUUUAUUUCAGAUGAGGACUCCGUAUUUGAUGAUCCGCGAUCCGGAAAUAAUAAACAAUGUGCUUAUCAAAGACUUCUCAAAUUUCCCUAACCGUGGUAUUUACUCAGAUUUCUCAGUAAAUCCCUUGUCGAACCAUUUAUUUUUCAUGGAAAAUCCUCAGUGGAAGUUAAUCAGGAAAAUAUUGAGCCCAGCGUUUACUUCAGGCAAACUAAAGCUAAUGUACGAUCAAAUCAAAGAGUGUGGUGAUGAGCUAAUAAAAAAUAUUCAAAAGAACGUAACGAAAMCCGACAAUAAAAUAGAAGUGCGAGACAUUUUGGGAAAAUAUUCAACCGACGUCAUYGGCACUUGCAUUUUUGGUCUCAAAUUAAAUGCCGUAAGUGAUGAUAAUUCUACAUUUCGGAAGUACGGAAAGUCUUUGUUCACGCCAUCACUAAGAAUACAUUUAAGGGAAUUGAGUUUGAUGAUCACUCCUGCGCUUUUAAAUAUUCUAAAAUUUAAGGAUUUCCCAGCGGACGCAACUGACUUUUUCCAUUCAGCAUUUCAUGAGACGAUAACAUAUAGGGAAAAAAACAAUAUAGUCAGAAAUGAUUUUGUUCAAACCUUGAUACAAGCGAGAAACGAUUUGGUUUUAAAUAAAAAUAUACCUCAAGGAGAAAGAUUUUCAGAAUCACAAAUUGUUGCCAAUGCAUUUGUUAUGUUUGCUGCUGGAUUUGAAACCGUAUCUACUGCUAUUAGUUUUUGUUUAUACGAGCUAGCGUUAAAGAAGCAUAUCCAAAACAAAGUACGUGAAGAAAUUAAUUCGAAAUUAUCGAAAAACAACGGAUUGAUUAAUAACGAUUUGUUGAUUGAUUUAAACUACUUAGAUAUGGUGUUAGCAGAAACACUACGUAAGUAUCCGCCGACCUUUGCUUUAUUCAGAAAAGCAUCACAAACAUAUCACGUACCAAACGAUUCAUUAACUAUUGAAAAGGGCCAAAAAGUAAUAAUUCCUAUUUAUUCACUACAUUACGAUCCAAAGUAUUUUACGGAUCCUGAAGUAUUUGAUCCAGAAAGAUUUUCACCUAAAGAAAAAAGUAAACGUAUAAGUGGUACUUAUCUUCCAUUUGGAGAUGGACCUCGAAUUUGUAUAGGAAAACGUUUUGCUGAGCUCGAAAUGAAAUUGGCUUUGGUCGAGAUUUUAACAAAAUUUGAAACAGAACCAUGUGAAAGGACUGAAGUUCCUUUACGAUUUAGUAAAAAGGCUUUAAUUACAAUGCCAGAAAAUGGUAUUUGGUUAACAUUUAAAAAAAUUACUAACUCAUUAUAAGUUUCAAUAACAUUUGUUAUUCAAUUUGUUAAUUUUGCUUAUUAUUAAUAUUUAAGAUUAUUUGUUAAAAUAUUGUUAUUUAGUUGUAGU
This is a messenger RNA of Diuraphis noxia (Russian wheat aphid), 1669 nucleotides long. Its product is annotated as putative cytochrome P450 6a13. The record is from RefSeq and is a predicted model, not a curated record. Lineage: Eukaryota; Metazoa; Arthropoda; Insecta; Hemiptera; Aphididae. Gene Ontology annotation, molecular function: monooxygenase activity; iron ion binding; heme binding.